CCUAAAUUCAUUACUUUUAACAGAAGUCUCUCUGGGCAACUGGGCCCGAAAAUUUGUGGACAAGAUGCGUCUGGAGCAGAAAAGGAAGAAGAAGAAGAAGAAGAAAAUCUCCCGCGCCACGAUUAACUGAUAUAACAGUUUCUUUUCCGCAAGGUUAGCAUCAGACUCAGAGAUUCCAAUUCCAGAAAUGACCAUCGCCAUGUUCACGAAAUCAGCAGCCGCGGCGGCCGGGACCCAACGGCUGCUGGGCAAAGACGACAUCUACGUCGCGGCGGUGCCUCUUAGAGCCGCCAAAGGACCGCCGCAGCUGCUGAUGUCGGCGGCUUACUCACUCAACCUCAGCUGGGACUUGCAGCAUUUCAUGGUCAUCAUCAAACCCACUUCGCCACCGCGGCAGGCUGCUGUUGUGUUCGAUUUUCAGCCCAGAGAUCCUGAAGAUGUGCUUACGGCUCUUGCGGUGAUGUCUGGCAGAUCAGUACCUGGGGCAGUGUUCCGCAGAACCUUGAAAGGGCUGCCGAGAAGACGAUGUUGGUAUGUUGGAUCGGCUGGAGAUGGUGAGCAAGUUGCUGCCGAGUUCAGUGACAAGUGGAGCACUUACCUGAAAGUUGGGAGUCAUGACUGUCGACAUUUCACGAACGGGUUGGUGGAAAUUCUCACUGGUGAAGAGCUAGUUCUGGAGAAGCUAAGAACGAACUUGUCGAUGGAGAGCAAUACCACCUAAAAUACAGACGAUUAGUUUUG
This is a messenger RNA of Linum trigynum, 741 nucleotides long. The record is from the annotation of a GenBank genome assembly. Lineage: Eukaryota; Viridiplantae; Streptophyta; Magnoliopsida; Malpighiales; Linaceae.